AAUCCCGGAAGUGGUUUCGCUCGCUGUUGUUUGUUUUCGUUGCUCCGUGUUUCCGUGCCCUUUUUUCUAGUCUAAGGUUCCCUUUUCUUUCACGGGCCGAAAUGGCAACGUUUAUUUCUGUCCCGUUGAAGAAGUCGUCCGAGGUGGACCUGGUGAAGCCGCUGUCCAAGUACGUGACGGCCGCGUACCCGGCGGGAGAGGAGCAGGGCGAGCACGUCCGCGCCGUGGAGGAGCUGCACAAGCUCCGCAGGAGCGCCCUGGGCCGCCCGCUGGACAAACACGAGAGCUCCCUGGAGAUCCUGCUCAGAUACUACGAUCAACUGUCUGCUGUAGAGGCAAAGUUUCCCUUCUCUGAAAACCAGCUCUGCUUAACUUUCACAUGGAAAGAUGCUUUUGACAAAGGAUCGCUGUUCGGUGGCUCUGUCAAACUCUCUCUGGCCAGCCUGGGCUACGAGAAGACGUGCGUGUUGUUCAACUGCGCCGCUCUGGCCAGUCAGAUCGCUGCAGAGCAGAACAUUGACAACGAUGAAUGUCUGAAGGCUGCUGCCAAAUACUACCAGCUGGCCAGUGGAGCGUUCAGUCACAUUAAGGACACGGUGCUCUCUGCGCUGAACAGGGAGCCCACCAUGGACAUCUGCCCAGAGACCGUGGGCACGUUGAGCCUCAUCAUGCUGGCCCAGGCACAGGAGGUCUUCUUCCUCAAAGCCACCUCAGACAAAAUGAAAGACGCUGUCAUUGCGAAGCUGGCCAAUCAGGCGGCAGAUUUCUACGGCGAUGCCUUCAAGCAGUGCCAGUACAAGGACAACCUUCCCAAGUAUUUUUAUUUUCAGGAAGUGUUGCCGGUGCUGGCGGCGAAGCACUGCAUCAUGCAAGCCAAUGCUGAGCUGCACCAGAGCAUCCUCGCCAAACAGAAGAAGCGCUUUGGAGAGGAGAUUGGACGCCUGCAGCAUGCAGCAGAGCUGGUGAAGACAGUGGCGUCUCGUUAUGACGAGUACGUAAGCGUGAAAGACUUGACUGACAAGAUCAACCGAGCCCUCACUGCUGCCAAAAAAGAUAAUGAUUUCAUCUACCACGACCGCGUGCCUGAGAUCAAGGACUUGGAGCCAAUUGGCAAAGCAGCACUCGUCAAAGCCACCGCCAUCACGCCUCCGCUCAGCCAGAAAUUCACAGAUUUGUUUGAGAAGAUGGUUCCCAUGGCUGUGCAGCAGUCCAUGAGCGUUUACGGCCAGAGGAAGGCCGAGACUGUAAACAGGCUGGUGGGAACAAUGAGGGAGGCGACCAAUCUCUGCAACGGGGUGUUGGCAUCCUUGAACCUUCCCGCUGCUCUGGAGGAUCUGUCAGGAGACUCCAUCCCACAAUCCAUUGCUGAGAAGGCCAGAUCCAUCGUGGAGCAGGGGGGACUGCAGAGCAUCGAGCAGCUGAUCAGAGACCUGCCGGAGCUGCUGACCCGCAACAGAGAGAUCCUGGACGAGUCUCUGAAGAUGCUGGACGAUGAAGAGACUACAGACAACGAGCUAAGAAGCAAGUUCAACCAGCGCUGGAACAGAACCCCAUCUGGAGACCUCUAUAAGCCUCUCCGUGCAGAGGGUGGAAACUUCCGCAACAUCUUGGACAAGGCGGUGCAGGCCGACCAAGUGGUGAAGGACCGCUACAGCACCCACUGUGACAUGAUUGCCCUGCUGUGUAAACCCGAGAAUGAGCUCAACGCUGCCAUCCCGUCAGCCAACCCGACCAAGACCCUGCAGGGCAGCGAGGUAGUCAAUGUUCUGCGCUCCCAACUCGCCCAGCUGGAGGAGAUGAAGAAGGAGCGGGAGACUCUGGAGGGAGAAAUCAAGGCUGUGACAUUCGACAUGUCCUCUACCUUCCUGACGGCGCUCGCCCAGGACGGAGCCAUCAGUGAGGAGCAGCUGUCGCUCUCCCACCUCGACAAGCUGUACGGCAGCUACAACCAGAGGGUGCAGGCCACCAUCCGCACGCAGGAGGAGCUGCUGGGACAAGUUCAGACCUCCCACCAGGAGUUCAGCAGCCUGAAGCAGUCCAACACGGAGAGCAACCAGAGGGAGGACAUCCUGAAGAAGCUGGCUUCGGCUCACGACAGCUACGUUGAGAUCAGCAACAACCUGCGCGAAGGCACCAAGUUUUACAACGACUUGACAGAAAUCCUGCUCAAGUUCCAGAACAAAUGCAGCGACAUCGUUUUUGCCCGCAAGACAGAGCGGGAUGAACUGCUCAAGGAGCUGCAGCAGAGCAUCGCUCGAGAGCCCAGCGCUCCAUCCUUCAGUGUCCCCGCCUAUCAGAGCACUCCCGCCGCCGCGGCCCCCGGCCCAACCCCUGCACCCAGAACCGUCUUCCAACCCCAGCAGCAGCCCCAGCCAAAGCCUCAGCCUCCCUCCAGACCGCCUCCUCCAACCUUCACCCCCCAGGCAGCUUCCAUGACCCCCGCCUCUCCAGCACCCAGUGGUCCUCCCCAACCUGUGGCCCCAGCCGCGCAGGGACCGCCUUACCCCUCCUACCAAGGCUAUCCGGGGUACUACCAGAUGCCUAUGGGCUACAACCCGUACGCGUACGGCCAGUACAACAUGCCCAACAUGCCCUACAUGCCCUACCAGACGCCCCCGGGGCAGGGAGGAUACCCGGGAGCCCCUCCAGCAGGACAGCCGUACCCCGGCUACCCCCAGCAGCCCCCUCAGCAGCAGCCUUACUACCCUCAACAAUAACUCUCUUCUUCAUCCCCUCACUUCUCUUCUCAAAUGUUUAACACCAAAUAAAAUAUGUCCCCAGCAAUAACACUUAGUCUCCAUCAGCCUGUCCUCGUCUCACCCGGCACCUUCUCUCACUAACAGCAGUUACAGGACAGGGGACCUCCAAGCUGCUUUGCACUUUUCUUUCCCGUGAAUGUUUAUUCUGUCAUUCAGAAAUCUUUUCUUUUCAUCUCCUCGGUUUCAGACCGCACCUCCUUUCAUCUGAGCACUAACCCCCCCGUGCCUGUGAGGUUGUGUAUCUUCUAACGGUUGUGUCGAUUGGUUUAUUGAAACCCCCUAACCUGUUUCUGGUGAUAACUGACUGAGCUGGACUGAUGUGAAACACUUGCAGACGAAUAGCAGAAUGGCUCCUCCCUUCCUGGUUUUGGAUUGUUGGAUGUGUUGGUGGGCGGGUAUGACUAGUCCCUCCCCUCCCCACCAACUCAACUCAACCCUCACUGCUUCUGUAUCAACUAUAAUCCUAUUUUUGUAAUGAACACUGAUGCCUCAUUAUGUAUAAAAAUGAAUGGCCUGUAGGUUUUCUACUGACUGUUGAGAGUUCUGCUUUCUUGUUUUGCUCUACUUCUUUCUCUCUUCCACCAAUGGGAACGUGGGUUUUCUUUCUGCGAUACAAUCAAAGGCUGUACAAGUGGGAUAAAUAGUUCUAUCAUAUAAAUAUAUGUAUAAAUAAGACUCUGUAUGUGGUUAACCUUGACACUUUGUGUGCUGCUCUCAUGCUCUUUGUGUUAUUUUUAUUCUUUAGCUCUAAUGUGAUUAAAAACUGCCAGCCAGA
This is a messenger RNA of Cololabis saira (Pacific saury), 3534 nucleotides long. It is a transcript of the gene pdcd6ip, whose product is annotated as programmed cell death 6 interacting protein. Gene Ontology annotation, biological process: mitotic cytokinesis. The record is from RefSeq and is a predicted model, not a curated record. Gene Ontology annotation, molecular function: protein binding. The transcript is spliced from 18 exons. Lineage: Eukaryota; Metazoa; Chordata; Actinopteri; Beloniformes; Belonidae. Gene Ontology annotation, cellular component: endosome. The coding region runs from base 102 to 2717 and encodes 871 amino acids.